Molecule: messenger RNA, 5624 nt
Organism: Tribolium castaneum (red flour beetle)
Lineage: Eukaryota; Metazoa; Arthropoda; Insecta; Coleoptera; Tenebrionidae
Gene: MED1
Product: Mediator complex subunit 1
Exons: 7
Coding region: 143-4573 (1476 amino acids)
Biological process (GO): regulation of transcription by RNA polymerase II
Cellular component (GO): mediator complex
Molecular function (GO): transcription coregulator activity
Source: RefSeq, a predicted model, not a curated record
UCCCUAAAUUGGGGAAAGUAACGAAACUGUCAAGUUUUUGUUUGGUGCUGAUGUAUGUUCGAAAAAUCGGUUUUUUUCCCUUAAUUCGCCCCAAAUAGAAAAUGUUUACGAACAUUUAACGUUAAUUUCGCCCGAACUCAUCAUGAAUCGCGUAACAAACGGCAAUUUAGCGAUGCCACCGUCCGUUGUGGACAAAUCCAAAGACUGGCAGUUGGAGAUAUUGAUGGAGAAGCUGCGCUCGAAGGCGUCGCAGUACAAAAGCUUGACAGAGAUAUCCAAAAAUGUGCGAAUGGCCAUGCUUGACAAGCGCUACGCGUUGGACAGCGUCGAGAAGAGCCAGCACCAGAAAUGCCUCGACACUCUGCAGCACUCCAUCAAAGUGACGUCCUUGCAGAGCAUGAUCGAGCGGCUGGAGAGCUUGACGCGGCAGCUGGGGCUCAAGUUCAUGGUGGGCCCCUCGGGGGUGGAGCUCUUCAUCUCCUCCGACAUGUUCUACCUGGAGAUAGUGCUCGACCAGACGGGGGCCGUCAAAGACGUGAAAGUGCACCAUGACAGUAAAUUGGAGCAACAGAGUUGCGCUGAGCUCGUCAAUUGUUUAUCUAGUGGCGAUUUUGCCGAUUUCACUGCCCAGUUGGAAGGUUUUGCCUCGAUUUACCAGCUCAAUGCUGAGAAAAAGGUCAAGUGUAAGGCGUUCACAGCCUUGCAGUCGCUGGAGUCUGAUUUGAGCACCUUGGCUCACUUGCAGUCUUUCAUGAAGGAACCUUUCAACCUGCUGUAUAAGUCUCCGGUUGGGGUGCUGGAGAAGCGCCGAGGGGGACACCCCAUGAAACUCACCUAUUUUGUCUCUCCUUAUGAUUUAUUAAAUGUUGAGAAAUGUGAUAUUGAACCUAUUACUGUUGAUACGAUCGUUAGUAAAGCGCUGGGGUACAGUGUGACGGUGUGUAUGGAAGGGUCCGCUACACAUAAGUUGCAAACGACCACUCUCAUCACAGUUAAUAGGAAUAUUAACGGGAAAAGUACGCCGUCUUUUUCAUCGCUAAGUAGCCAAAAUAGUGCAGCAAUUCCGGCCUGUUUUGUCCUCAAAUUAAACAAACCAAUGCCAAUGUGUGUCAAUUUAGUUAGACAAAUUCAACAAGUUACUGAAUUGGAUACUAUAGAACAAUCAGCAACUCAUCCGUUACUUAGUUUAAUAGUACAUCACGCCAGUGAAGGGAAAAUGGAGUCUGGGAACAAUAAGGGCCUUUUUGUGACUUUGCCCGACCAAACACAUUGUUAUUUCAUGACUGAAAACAAAAAUAUGGACGGCGUUUUAGUUUCAAGCAUUCCAUUCACCCACCCAGCACAUGUGUCCCAAAUUUUAGUAAUCUUAAGACAACAAGCUCUCUUCAACACGAUAAUCGGCAGUUGUGUGCGUCCUAAUAGCAAACAAGAUUUUGAAAAUAUGACCAUGUUUGAGAUAAGUGCCCUUUCCUGGACCCACAUCUCCCUCUCCCUCGAGCACCCAAUUGAAGAAAGCAUGGCAACGGCCGAAAUCGACCUCAGCGACAUCUCCAACCUUGUUUGUAAAAUCGUAAGUCCCGGUACACCGCCGCCGCCCAACGCCCCCGACACCGCCUCCGAUCUAAGCACGAAAAUUUUAAACCGGUGUUUUUCCAUUCCGGUGACGAUGCGAGCCGUCUUGAAACUAUGGGAGAAACAAACCACUAAACGCCACUACAACGGACAUGAAAAUUUUAGUUUACCCCUCGGUUCCGGCGACCCUGGGGGUCACAAGGGGGCCCCAGGCGGCAAUUUAACGGAAUUCGGGGGGUUAGACAAGAUCAAGCAGGAGCCCCUUGGCAACGGCAGCCACGGCAUGAUGAUGCAAAGCCAUCAAGGCAUGUUUUUGAACGAAUCUAUGAUCGCUAGUGCCAAUUUUCCCAAUUUUCAAACCAGUGAAAAUAUGCUCACUAGCAUGGAGCUGACUAAUAUACUGGCAGGGGCCAACCAAUCGGAUAAAAUGAAACGGCCCCACAAGCGCAAAUCGGACGAUUUGUGGAAAAACAAGCGAAAGUUGGGCGAGGGGGCUGACCCUGACCUUCUGGUCGAGACGUCAAGUAGCGACUCCACGUCGCGAAGUACCCCAAUCUCGCAGGAGAAUGAAAUUGCGACCCCAAAUUCGGGGUUGGGGUUUCAGUCGGAUCUGGAGCUUAUGAGUGGCUUAGAUCCGGCGGAUUUGUUGGCCGAGUCGGAUAAAGUCGGCGGUGAUUUUGGGGCCUUAGAUGAGUUGGGGGAUGUGGAGGAGAUGUUGGCGGGGCCGUCGAGGCGGAAAUCGCACGAUCAGAAAUCACCAACUAUUAUGAUGGAUUUGGGGGAGAAAAGUCUGGUACCACCAAGUGUUAGUAUUACGCCGAUUGCGAGUACUUCACCGGGGUUUAAUCAGGGGGGUAAUGCGGAAAAAAGGCCCGGGAUUGAGAUUAUAGCACUUGCGACGUCAGCUGCGACUGCAUUGCCCAGUUCUAUUACGAUUACGCCGAUUACGACGUCGCAAAGUAAAGGGGAUGAGAAGAAUCGGGAGAAGAAGAGGAGCAAAAGUAGUUCGGAUGAUAAGGGGCGUCUUGAGAAGAAGCGUAAGCGAAAACGCGACGAGAGCCCGAUGGGCCCCCCGGACAAGGUGCCCCCGAAGCAGGACCCCCUCACCAAACCGGUCACCGUCAGCAUAAAACCGGCCGAGUCUCCGCCCCUCAACAUGAGCACCCCAACAAGCCCCAGCAUGAUGCGAAAAUUCAACGCUUCGCCCACUCAAAAUCGCAAUAUUUCCAUGAGUGGUAAACUAAGCCCCAACCUAAUGAAACCCACUCUCAAAACGGGCUCAUCGCAUCACAGUCCUAAACACUCCCCAGCCCAUGUUCCCAGUAGUCCUAAACACAUAAUUCCCGGUAUUUCGAGUCCUAAAAGCCACGGUACUUCCCCCAAACACCCUUCGACGAGUGGUUCCGGUAAACCGAGCAUGUCCACAUUGAAAAGUGCCGCGAACUCACCGAAAAAUUCCGAUUCUAAGACGAAAUCCACCUCGAAGGAUUCGUCCAGAGACAAGGAGAAAAAAAUUUCGGGUGUGUUUAACGUUGCGUCGAAAAAUAAAUCAUCAGUGAAAGUGAAACCGUUGGACUUGAAUACUGAAAAUUUGAGCGGGGUUCAGGACGGGUUACCGUCACCCAGUUCCACGGACUUGUCAAAAUCAGCGACUUCGAAUCAAGUGAGGAACCGAAAAGGCUCACUGUCUGCCAUUGUCGAUAAGUUAAAGUCGGCCCAACAUUGCGAUGGAGUCACCGAUUUGAGUAGCAAGGGGGCUAGUAGUGGAGGAAACAAAGACAGAAGUGGGCAAGUUUCAACGAAACUAAACGAGGGAAAAAGUGGGAAAAUCGGUGAAACGAAAAAUUCGGAAUAUAUGGUUAAGCCCAGUUCGGACGGCAUGAAAAUCACAAUAAAUAAAACCAGAAGUAAAGAAAGUAAAACAAGUGUGAGUAAAUCAGGCUCAGGGUCGCCCAAAACUCACACGGGGUUAAAACCGGGGGUUAACAGCGGCCCUGCGUCGAAAAAACCCCAACAUUUGGGGCAAAAACUUGUAAAUUCGACAAGUGGCCCCAAUUAUUCAAGUUUGAAGAGUAAAGCCCCUUCGGGGGCUAAACUAUCAAGCGGGCCUUCGAAACUAACAAAACUGAGUAAUUCACCGAAAAGUGCGACCGAUUUGAGCCGAAAAGACCGCCCAAAACUGAACAAAAGCAGUUCAGAGAAGUCGAUUUUCACGUCGAAGGAUGGCCGAAAAUCGAGUCCGACUUCAAACAGGGACGAGAGUGACGGUAUUUACAAGAUGUCGAAAAUGGAUCAUUAUAACCCACCUUCGAUUGUCGAGGGUUUAAUGACAGUGCGUCAAUUAGACAAAAAUUUCCAAAUACCGAAACUAUCGGCACGUGCAUCAGUCGACGACAAAAAACCGAAAGUAAGUUCGGAUAAUUUAAACAACAUCAAUCGGACUGUCGAUACGAAAAUCUUCGAUAUGAUGAACAAGUCGGACCUCAAAUACCCCCUCGCCCUCCCUCAAAAAACCUUCGACAAUGCGGUCGAUGUCAAAUUGAGGAACAACGUCACGCCCCUCCCUAGCUCUAGUCCAAAACUGAAAGACGAAGACGAUAAAAAGGACCAACCCCAGAACCUCGCCCAGACCAAGGACGACUCCGCCUAUAAAGUGAAUUAUCCAAUCGCGGUGUCCAAAUCGGUGCUCCCGCCCAUUUCCGAACCCCUCAACCUCUACACGAAGAGCAUCGAUUUGACGUCGAAGUUCGUGGCGCCCGCCCCCAAAGACGAUAAAAAGGACGUGAAGAAGAACGACGAUGUGCUUUUAGACUUUUCGGCGGCCGGAAAAAUCGAUAAGGGUGCAGCCGUGGUUACGUUUCCCCAAUCGCCUUCGGUUAGUGUUCAUAUAGUUAAGUCACCGGCGCCGUCGCCGUUGAUCGCACCAAGUCCACAUUCGGCCUCGCCGUGUAUCACUGACGAUGAGUUGAUGGACGAGGCGGUGAUAGGUAUAGGAAAAUAGGACACGGCCGGUAAGGUAGGGCACGACCUAAUCUCAAAUUCGGUGUAAAUAGGGAGGUUAGGUCUGCGAGUUUGUGCGCGCGCCUCGUAUAUACAGUGCGAUUGGUUGAGUGUGAUCUGCGUCUUCCAGUUGAAUUUUUAAAACGAAAAGAGAAAACAACCGAAUUAAGCAAUUCCUUAAACAAUUCAGAUUUGUGUUGCCUAGGGUGACCAGAUUGGCCUUAACAAAAAACAUGUGUACUAUAUUAUUCAAAUAAAAGAAAUAUCAAAAUUGUUUAUACCAAAGAAAAUAAUUAUAAAACACAAUCUACAGUUAGGUUGGCAUUACCAUAAAUAAUAGCCGUGCAGUUUGUUAGUGUCCAUUAUGUGCAAGUAACGUAGUCUUGGCUAGAGUUCCUAUAUAGGAACUCUAAUUUUCACCACAAUGAUUUUUUAAAUAAAAAACCAGAUAUAGUAUUUUUAUAGUAUUUGUUUUAAUUAAGGUUGGUGCAAUUUUUUCCCUGGCAAAAAAACAGUUUAAAAUUUUUUUUUUAAAUAAUUUUGGAUGUCGUUCCACAACGGGGCAUCUUUUAACGGUAUCCACGCUAAACACAAGAAAUUAGUGAAAGGAUGUGUCCAUUUUCCAUAAACAAAAAAAAUAUUUUUUAAAAUAUCAACUUCUUUUGUCAUACCUUCGGCUGUAUACUUUAAAAAAAUAUUUUUCAUUUGUAACGGUAGAAAUUUUUCUUGACUAGUCUCUUCAAGACCUACUUUGACUAUUAUCAAAAUAUUCAUGAUUUCAAUUAAUAAACUGCUGUUUUUUCCAUAGACUUUCGUAGGUGGAUAUAAAAAAUGGUACAAAAAUCAAAAAAUCGCAAAUUUAAUUAAUAAAACAUUAAAGUUCAGUUCUUUAAUAUUCUUUCCAUUUACCUUGAUUAUACAAUGUGUUUUUAAAUGAUUUUCAUCUAGUCGUCUGUGAUUUUCUCAUGUAAAAUCAGAAAAUGUCUCUUCAUAGAACUAAUGAUAGGCAUUUAGACAUCGAACGAAAUUUAAAAAAAAAUUCGUUAAAUUUU